AUGUCUACCUCGGAAAUCCAAGGCUACGCCAUUCGCCGCAAUAACUCCUGUCUCAGCGACGAAGUCGGAUGCGGACGAACAUGGGAAACCUGGCACGCUUGCUGCCCAUCCGGGUCUAAAUGUCCCGGAAAAGAGUACUCGAUUCAAAACAAUGUCUGCUGUCCGACUUGGACGGACUGCACUUCCGAGAUCAAACCUGCCACCUGCGCCAAUAGCUCCUGGAAUAUGUACGACUACGAUGGAUAUUUCUGCUGCACUGAGGACGAGAGUGGCUUCAGACUCAAGGGGACAGACUGGGUGGGCUGCUUGAGCCCCGACUCGCCGGGCAAUGCCAGUUACAGCGCCUUGCAGUUGAUCGCAACAACCUCCUCAUCCGUAACAUCAGCCCCCACAUCCACAUCCGCCUCAACCACCACAGCAUCAGCAGCAACAACCACAGCAGCAACAUCCUCCGGAUCAGGUUCAGGCACCAACACGGGCGCAAUAGCCGGAGGCGUCGUUGGCGGUGUCGCCGGCGUCGCAGCAAUAGCCGGCCUUCUUUUCUACUUCCUGCGACGGCGCAAUAAGCAACGACCAGAGUCACAGACACAGAUGCAUCUCCAACCACAGGACCCUAGUCCUCAAUACUCGGCAUACGCCUACAGUCAGACCCAGCAACCAUAUUCCGCCCCAGCGAGCGAAUUAGAUGGCCAGUCUGCGCCUGUGGAAUUACCGUCGAAUAAUGGUCCGAAAGCUGAGUUGGCGGGGUAUCGGUGA
Messenger RNA from Aspergillus costaricaensis CBS 115574, 756 nucleotides. RefSeq lists its product as uncharacterized. NCBI's taxonomy places the organism in Eukaryota, Fungi, Ascomycota, Eurotiomycetes, Eurotiales, Aspergillaceae. The transcript has 2 exons. Bases 1 to 756 code for a protein of 251 amino acids. The record is from RefSeq and is a predicted model, not a curated record.